Messenger RNA from Stomoxys calcitrans (stable fly), 3150 nucleotides. Its product is annotated as meckelin. Lineage: Eukaryota; Metazoa; Arthropoda; Insecta; Diptera; Muscidae. Gene Ontology annotation, biological process: cilium assembly. Gene Ontology annotation, cellular component: MKS complex; ciliary transition zone. The record is from RefSeq and is a predicted model, not a curated record. Bases 86 to 3094 code for a protein of 1002 amino acids. The transcript has 9 exons.
UACCAAACUUACAUAAAUGGUUUUGAAUAACCUUUCAUAGGAAUUGAUUGAUUAAAAAAAAAUUUAAAAAUAUAUCUAAAAAGCUAUGAUCUUCCAUUUUGUAUAUGCGUUAUUUUUAACGAUUUUUCUGGCAAAUUUUAAUUGUAUCGAUUGCCAUGAACGUGAUAAACACUUUAAUCGCACCCUUUUCGCCUUCCAUGACGUCAAACAAUGUGCUAAAAAUGAAUUUUUUGAUAUAAAUUAUUUUACCUGUGUUCCCUGCCAAGUACUGGGUGAAAAUUUGCAGCCUUCCAUUGAUAAAUUCACCUGCGCUUGUCGAAUGUCAUCGUUAUCGCCAACUGUAACCACCAUUUAUGAUACCGUUAAAACAUAUCGAACCUGUGGCAAUAUCUGCAACAAUACCCAAACGAAACUCGGUAAAAAUGUGACAAUUCUUACACCACAGUAUUGCCAAGCCAAGGAGGAGACUCUGCCCAAACUCAACUGUAAAUUUAAAUACAUAAAUCGCACACGUACCACGGCAGCAGUGGACUUUUCCAGAUCCAUUGAGAUGGCCAAUCUCAAUUGGCAGUACGACGGACAGUGUGAAAGAUGUGAUCUGCAGUAUAAUUUUCACUAUCAGGAUUAUUGUAUUGCUAAUGGGCUGCUGAGACCAUUUCUGAACUAUAAUUCCUUUUGGCAGGCGACAACACAACAUUUUGGAGACUUGAAGUUUGUUGCCUUCUUUUGUAUGGCUCUCAAUAAUAAUACCGCCUGUCAUCAUCUGGCCAAUCUUUGCGUUUUAUCAUUCUAUUCCUUCGAUAAGAAUUCGCCCUGUAGCAAAUUUUUACUGUCGCAAGCCACAGAUGUUGUCUAUCGUUAUGGCAGUGCAGAUGAACAGAUGUCGCAUCAGCAAAUCAAGCCAUUUCUCUACUAUCGGAAGGGCAAGGAUAUGGCAAAGGAGCUAAGGGAAACGAUAAAAGAUGUACGCUUUAGUUUGGAUGAACAUGACAAGCACCACAAUCGUUUGCAGUUUUUUAGUGUUUCUUACGCUUUAGACGGCACCCUACGGAGAUGGGGCAAUUUGAAGUUUGGCGAGUUGAUUUUAUGUCCUUACCUUGCAAGAGCUUCAACUGUUACCCAGGAUAAUUUCAUUGGAUUUGGCAAAAAGUAUGAUGUCAUCGAGUGCGAUUUGUCAUUGGCAUAUAUUUUGGAUUUGGCCAAAAUGUAUGGCAAUCAACGAUUUAUGAGUUUAUUUUUAAACUACACAAGGAAGGGUAAGGAACAAAUGCUGCUACACUCGGUACCCAUUUUGAUCGAGGAUAUAACAUUGGAAAAUAAGCGUCCCCAAAAAGAAGACUGGCAGCUGGUGAAACGUUUCCAAAUGAUUGAAAUUCAUCCACGCCAUGGCUCAAUAUCCUCCAAAGUUUCUCCUGCCUAUGAGGAUGAACACAAGCUUUUACUCUAUCGUUCUUUGCGUUAUGUGGAGAAAAUUCAGCUCCACUAUGAUAUUCACAGUGAUAAUCACAUUUCCAUACCGGUGCUGAAACUACGCUAUCGCCACAUCGAAUUCACAAAUAACACCACACUGGAAAUGCCUUUGAAAUUUCAGUUUAUCAUAAGCAAUGAUCGCAUUUCCCGGGACACAGUUCAUGCUGCUGAAUUGGUCAAUGAAAUUGCUUUGCCACUGCUGUUGCUUUUGGCACUGAUAGUUGCCUUUGUAAGGGCCAGAAAUACACGCAAGAGACGUUGUCCAUCCGGCACAAAUGACAAUGAAGAUUUUUGCCAUUUUGCAUAUUUCACAGAAUUUCUUUUGCAUUUGAUUUCCUAUAUGGCCUUGGCAUUCCUAUUGUGUUUUCUCCUGUGCAUAACCAUUAACUCUUUGACUUACCUCACACAAUCGACGCUGGAUUUCACAUUGCCGCUGAUAAGAGAUCAGCGCUCCUUGGAAUUGAUAAUAUAUGCAGCUUUGGUUUUGAAGUUGAUUUUCGUUAGCAUUUACUUUUGGCGUUUAUCGCAUUUCAACAUCUUCUUCAUUGACUGGGAGAGACCUCGAUGCGGCGACACAAAUCACUUCAAUGUGAAAAAUAAUCUUGAAACGUCUUCCGUUUGCUCCAGCGUGCGCACCUACAUCAGCGACUCCAAUGUUUCGGCAUGGCGUAGCAUUUUUCUGGCCAACGAGUGGUUACGUUUAAGUGGCAAACAAAAAACCUCAACCUUAUUGCAAUGCGUAAUCACCUAUGUGGUGGUAAAGUUUUUCAAUAUUUUGGCCAAGGCUGAAAAGGACAUAACUCUGGAGAUAUUCUUUGUCUCUUUGAUCUACUUGGCUGUCUAUGUCAGCCAGUAUUUACUGAAGAUGCUACUUUUGAUACGCAUAUGGGGCAAUCCGCUUAAAAAGUACACCGAUCACUGUUCCUUGGCCAAUAUCUCGGUGUUUGCUUUGGUAGAGCCCUCCUAUGGCUAUUACAUACAUGGUCGAUCACCACAUGGAUUUGCUGAUUCCGAUAUGACCACAAUGCUGAUGCAGUUGCAGCGUGAGACCCAUAGCAUAAGUGGUCGUCGAGGCUUGCUAAGUGACACGGAUCAGUGCUAUACUAUAAUGCCGCCAAAAAAUUUAAGCAAUUAUUUUGAUAAGCUGCUAUUACCAUAUCAGCGAUCGUUUGGUGGUGGCGCCGGAACAGCUAACUUUCAAAAAGAAGUCAACACUGUGGAGGGUUCAAUGGAGAAGACAUCGAUAGCUUAUACCAGUGUUAAUCGUUUCUUCUGUGCUUUUAUUGAUCAUGGUAUAAAAGACAUGGACUAUAUUAUAAAGGAGAAAACUUUUGUGGAAUCCCUUUUUAAUUGUGAAUUCGAGAAUUAUUUAACGGAUAAUAAAGGAACAUUUUACAUCGAUAAUUGUUAUUCUUUUGGCGAAAUGUUUCUCUACGGCAAUGAAUUGCAGAUAUUCAUUUUACAAUUUCUGUUAUUUCUCGCUGUGUAUUUAAUGUGCAAUUCUUUAUUGGCCACAGUUAUUGCGGUCUAUUUAUUUAAUAAGAUUGUCCAAUGGAUAUUUGUUGGUGCAGUUAUGGAGAAUUUAUCCACUAAGACCUUAAUAGAUAAACGAUUUCUAAUGUAAUCUCAUUUGAAUUUAAUAGAUAAUAAUUAGUAUUAAAUAACUAGCUAGACUGUAAU